Messenger RNA from Polychytrium aggregatum, 1852 nucleotides. Its product is annotated as aurora-related kinase 1. Gene Ontology annotation, molecular function: ATP binding; protein kinase activity. The transcript has 7 exons. The record is from RefSeq and is a predicted model, not a curated record. Gene Ontology annotation, cellular component: spindle midzone; spindle pole centrosome; spindle microtubule. Gene Ontology annotation, biological process: protein phosphorylation; mitotic spindle organization; regulation of cytokinesis. NCBI's taxonomy places the organism in Eukaryota, Fungi, Chytridiomycota, Chytridiomycetes, Polychytriales. The coding region runs from base 92 to 1519 and encodes 475 amino acids.
CGCCGCCAUCCUGGCCUUUGGUUUGGGCGUUGCCGACAUCGACAACGGCCGCCGCAUCAUACCAGCCAGCUCGCCAGUGUCGACAAGAGCCAUGCCUCCCCGACCUGCAGAGCCAAGUGAUCCCAGAGGCGCAGCCCAGGCAUCCAUCAAGGCCCUGGCCUCGCAUCUGCGACAUACUCAUCUCAAGGAGAACACGGCCGAGUACCACAGGAUCAACAGACUCGCGGUCGCUGCGAGUGCAUCGGGUAAAGCGGCGCCGUUGCAGCAAAAUCCUCACAAGGUCAAUAUUGCUGAUGACACCCAGCCAAGUAGUCAUUCAACCACGAGCGCCAAGCCCGUAUCGCAACAGGCCUCACAGAGAAGAGCCGGUGCUGCUGUCCAGGCCUCUGGAUACAAGUUGCCGCCAACAGCCGGACUUGCUCCAUUGCAUCGGCCGCUUGCGCAUACGAAGAGCGCGGCAGCGUCGACAAUGACCACCUCGUCGACACAGAAGACGAGCUUGCCUCAAGAUGCUUCCGAUCCGACCCAGGCUCUGGCCUCACAGCCCUCUAUGGCCCCGACGGAGGACGCUCCCAACUCUGAAAGUGCUUCGGUGCGCCACAGUCUGAACAUCUCGUCGAUGGAGCGCUCAUGGUCGAUCGAUGACUUUGACAUUGGCAAGCCCCUGGGCCGCGGCAAAUUUGGGCGGGUCUACCUGGCGCGAGAGAAGCAGAGCGGAUAUGUAGUAGCUCUGAAGAUUCUGUACAAGGACGAAAUCACAAAAUACAAGGUCGAGAAGCAGCUGCGUCGAGAGAUCGAGAUUCAAACAAAUCUAAGACAUGAGAACAUCCUGAGGCUCUAUGGCUAUUUUUAUGACUCCAAGAGGGUUUACCUGAUCUUGGAAUAUGCAUCUGGAGGCGAGCUGUUCGAUGUCCUGCAAAAGCAUCGUCGAUUCAAAGAGCAUGUUGCCGCCAAAUACAUUGCACAGAUGGCAAGUGCCCUCAAGUACCUGCACAAGAAAAAUGUCAUUCAUCGCGACAUUAAGCCAGAGAAUAUGCUCCUUGGCAUUGGUGGCGAAAUCAAACUUGCAGACUUUGGUUGGUCUAUCCAUGCGCCAAACGCCAGGAGGAAAACGUUCUGCGGCACUGUGGACUACCUUGCUCCCGAGCUUGUUGCUCGAAAUCAGAGCCACGAUGCUGGUGUCGAUAUCUGGGCUCUGGGUGUCCUAUGCUACGAGUUUCUUGUCGGGGAUGCACCUUUUGCGAACGAGAAGCAGCAGGUCACAUUUCAGCGCAUUCAAAACAUCGACAUCCUCUUCCCUGCUCAUGUGUCUCCGGCGGCUCAGGAUCUCAUUAUCGGGCUUCUCCAAAAGGAGCCUCAUGACCGCUUGACUCUUGAUCAAGUCGCACAGCAUCCCUGGAUUCUUGCGCAUACUCAGCCUUUGGACCUCGGGUCACGGCCCCUCAGCUCCAAAGGCAGCCGAAGCAGAGUCCUUGAGAAUGAUGGCAAAGGGGAUGAGAGUGACGAAUGCAACCACUGAUUCAUUUGUGACGGAUCAAUGAAGCUUGGUGACUGCAGCCAGAGUGAGCUAUCUUGCCAUCAGGGACAAAUUUUAUACCAGUCCGGUCCCGGUCCCGGCAAAUAACAGUAGACGCAGGGCCAGGAACGAAUCGUAAACUGAGCGCUCACAUAUCAUGCUUGAGAGCGAUAAGCAGUGGACAGUGUUCAUCAGUGGUCCCUUUGAGAUGAAGGCUCAUAGACUUACACUCUGCCCGCUGAUGUCGUAAGCCACUGUAUCCAAGUUCGUCUUUGUUGGAAUGCUCACAGGCCCAACGGUGGAGUAGCUCAUAUGACCCACGGAAUCGCAUACCAC